AUGUCUGUUGUCGGAUACCUAAAGCUAUUGCAUCAGUGUGACAAGGAAAUCAGUUGGCAUUCUGAACGUAAGCGGUUGAUACGUAUUUACAAACGUUUUAUUCCUGGUGGCUCGGAAAACGAGAUCACAGACGUUGAUUCGUUGCUCGACAAACUGCAAGAGAGAAGUGUUCUAGGAAUUGACCGACUUGACGUAUUGAAGGAUCUCCUAGAAGGGAUAGGAAAAUGGGAUCUUCUUCGAAUGGUGAAUGAAUUUGAAAUUAAGAGAAAAGACUUCAAACAGUUUCUGGAGAAGAUAAGUCAUGCACUCGACGAGUCCAAUGAACUGCAACGACUUAUUUCAAUCUGCAGAAGACAAAAUCUCAUAGCUCAUGAAAGAGAAGGACACAUCAGAAACGUCAAUGCAUUGUUCACAGAGCUAGAAAAUCAGAACAAUCUGGGAAUAGGAAAUCUCAGUAUCCUGAAAACCUUUGCAAAUGAAGUCGAAAAACCAGAUUUGUGCAAACUUGUGGAUGACUUCGAUGAGAAGAGAAAACAAGAAGACGAUGUUGAGAGGAAAAGGAAAGAGUGGGAGGACUACAAACUAAAAGCACAAGCUCAGGCCGCAUCUGUUCUAGUUGGUGGAAUAAACAUUGGAGAAAGGUUAAUUGGAGUUUUGACACCUCACUGUACUUUCCGCAAUGUUACUGGUGGUGCUGUGGUCGUCACUACAUGGAUGGUCCUUCGCAGGAGUCCCAGUAUGGAAGCAUUUGUCAAUGCUUUCAAAGAAGCUGUUCUCCCAUUUGGAAAUUGUUUGCGUGCAAUUAGUGAUGGAUCGAUCCGAUUUGCGCUUCAAGCAGAAAAUAGUUCCGCUCUUCACGCACUAUGGGAAAGUUAUAAAAACGAAACACUACAGACAAAUUUACAAGAGUUUCUUGUUACUGAGGAAAUAAAGCAGCUGGCAGGUGGUGAAGUGACAUUGACUGUGCACAUCGACGAAGAUGAAUACAGAAAUGCUAUCUUGGAUUUGAUGAUAUCAGGAAGAGAAGAGAUGAAACUUGAAGAGGAAAGAGGAUUAAAAGAACGGGCAAGUUCUGAUUCAGACCUUCUGAAAGAACGAAACAUCACCACAGCCAAUACAAGAGAUCCUUUUCCAGAGAGGGAGUUUUUACCAUUUGACAGAAAACUGCGUGUAGAAGAAUAUUUGGAAAAUCUUCAAGAGACCUUCAGCGAAAUCACACUACCGAGUGAUAGCGGAGCUGGGACUUUGAGUAGUGCCACUUCUGAAUAUGGAUUUCACAAAGGAGACAGACUUGAAAAGCUCGACCAGGUUGAAGGGUUAAUCAAAGAUGUCAGUGAGAAUUGGGACCGCAUUCAGGAAGCAUACAGAGAUGCAUACCCGUCCGAAGGACGUAAAUAUCGUAGCAUAGGGAAAGAAUUGGAAAAGAUCAGAAUGACUCUAGGAACCUGGAGAGAGAUGGAAAAAGAGUGGAUGAUUGCAGAACCUAUUUUGACAUCGUCAAGCAGUCCUGAAGCUGUUAUACAACAAUUGAAAAACUCUCUACAGCUAGAUCAAGGCUUUUUCAAAAAUCCAACCAGAGAGGACAAAAGAGCUAUCCGUGUCUUGGCAAGAAAAGCCAAAAAUUUAAAACGAUUCGACGUGUUUAGUUACUUAAAAGAGAUCACACCACCAGGAACAACAGGUCCUCGGUUACCUGAGAAUAUGCUCAUCAAGGAGAUGCCAAGAUAUCUUUUAACACUUUUGGAAGUUAAGGGUAUAGCGGAGAAACUGGAUUUGAGACUAGAAAUGAUGAGAAGCCGAGAGGGCACUUUCGUAAUGGAUGCUCUCACCAACCGACACGACUUAAGAACAGUGGGUGAGCUGUAUGACUUUUUAUGUGAACGUGGGCUGUCUUACUGUAUCGAUGAUCUUUAAAUAUCUCAACGCUACCAGCCCACGUGGAUCUCUCGAUCUCAUGUUUUCUUACUCUAUCCUAUGAGAUGAUGAAUCAGCUCACCCUUACCACAGGGAACAGAUGAUUUGCUGCUAAAGUCAGUCAUACUAAUUUGACAUAAUUAACUAUUCCUAUAAUUCCUCCGACUGAGUCAGUUAGGUAGAGUUGGUUAUUAUAAAAAGUCAUGUUAGUAUCGGAAGGUAAUUUAAUAUUGCACAUAAUUAAAGUUGGCAUUAAAUUUUCUCUACAUACAUAGAUACAUCAACUUUAUUUAUACACGACGAAUGAUAAAAGCUAAACGCUUAUGGGGUCGUAUGUUUAGUUAUCUAAUAAAAUUAAUAAGAAACUUAAUAAAUAGCUUAAGGCUCUUAACAAAUACUAAAACCUCAUGUAAAUACAGUUGUAAUAUCUUAAAAUCCUAAAAAAUAUCUAAAAUCCUGAUUGUUAAAAUCAACUGUAGAAGCUGAUUCUACUUUAAAAGUGAACUCUGUGAAAUCUUUAAUUUUACUUAAUCUAGAGCUGAUAGUUCUACGUGGCUCAGAAGCAAUAUCAGAGUUUUUCGAUGUGAUUGCAUUCCAGAGGACUGCCCCUCUAUAACUAAUAGAUUGCUGUAAAUAACCAGAUGUAAAUCUAGGUACAGCAAUAUUAUCUGUCCCCCUAAAUGCAUAACACGACACCUUCUUGUUAAUGAUACUAAUACAUAACACUUAAAUAGAAAUUUUCCAGUACACUCUCGGGAAGAGAUCUUGAUUUUCUCAGCAAGUUAAGCUUGCUUGCGAAGCUCUUUUUCACUUCUGACAAGUAUGGUGACCAUGUCAGUUUGUUGUCGACCGUCACUCCUAGUAAGCGCGAUUUUUCAACCCAUGUUAUCAAGGAGCCCGCCAUAGAAACAGGCGGAAUAGGUCCGAUAUAAUUAGUCAUGAGUAUAGCCUCGCAUUUUUUAGGGUGUGGUGUGAGCCUGUUUAUGAGACACUGACUGGGUCCCAGAUUCUACUCUCAUUAGUAACUUACGUUAGUUUUCUAACCGACGCUAGAAAUCAUUACCUAUAAUUAUUAUUUUAAAUAGUGCUUGUCUUUGAAAUGGUAGUAGCAGUAAAAUCUCACGUUUACAUGGUGUUUCCAUCGGGUUAGAACUUACAAUAUUUUUUUUUGAAGGAAUUAAUUAAACUAACUACGCUAGCUAGAAAAACCGAAAAAAAAACUGUAGUCAAAGUCAAACCUGCUUUUCAAGAAUACCGUGUAUAUUAAUGUUGUACUAAAAAAGUAGACGAUCUCAGUUUCAAACAUGAGUUUUCUCAAUUUCAUUUCAAACUCACUUAAGGAGUUGGAUUGUUUGAUUUAUUUCGGGAAGCUUUUCCAUAGCACAGUCCUGCUAAAGCUUAAACUUCGUUUACAACAAUUAAACGAGUUUUAUCUUUGACCCGUUCAUAUAUAAACGAGCUGUUGUAUUUUCAAACCAUAGAGGUGCGAGAGUUUGUUUUCCGACCAGCAAUUAUCAAGUGCGAGUUCAUGGACGUAUUUGACCAAAAGAGAGAAAGCAGAUAGGCUUUAUCAUUACACUAACAUUCCGGUGAAAGAUUAUUUGACGGGUCUGGUAGCUUCAAUUCUCGGCAAAAUUUUCAGGACAUCAACGACAAAACGGCUGAAAAAAAUAAAUCCAAACCGAAUUCAUUCAUUGAGGCUGCAGUUUCAAUAUUGCUUUAGCGGUUGAGGAAAAGCUCAGAGAGUCGCAAUUGGAAUACACAUACAUACAUGAAAUAUGUGUUUAAUCUAUUGUGAAAAAAAAUAUAUGUAUAUAUUUUUUUGCACAAUAGAUUAAACAUAUUCAUAAAGCCUUUUUCUCCAAACAAGUUCUGAUCAGAAUAGUAGAUGUUCGCAUGGCAGAUAAUACCUAAACUAUAUAUUUGCACUUUUUAUCAGUCGCCGAUGAAUAGUGUGUGAAGUUUUCGACGCGCAUGGAGGCUUUUAGGUCAGAAUUUGGCAGAAUUUGAAUAAAUAAAUCUUGACAUUGGGAUUUGCAUCCUAUCUAUAUGAUAAUCCUUAUAUCAAUGA
This is a messenger RNA of Pocillopora verrucosa, 3985 nucleotides long. NCBI's taxonomy places the organism in Eukaryota, Metazoa, Cnidaria, Anthozoa, Scleractinia, Pocilloporidae. The record is from RefSeq and is a predicted model, not a curated record.